This is a messenger RNA of Panicum hallii, 2098 nucleotides long. RefSeq names its product serine/threonine protein kinase OSK1. Lineage: Eukaryota; Viridiplantae; Streptophyta; Magnoliopsida; Poales; Poaceae. Bases 245 to 1762 code for a protein of 505 amino acids. Gene Ontology annotation, biological process: protein phosphorylation; intracellular signal transduction. The transcript is spliced from 11 exons. The record is from RefSeq and is a predicted model, not a curated record. Gene Ontology annotation, molecular function: ATP binding; protein serine/threonine kinase activity.
GCUCCCCGCUAGCGGGAGAUGGAUUUCUCGGGUCAGGCUAGCUCCACCAGAUCCCGGACCGCGCGUCUGUCGGAUGGCGUGCUAGUGGUUCGGGUGUGCCGUGUGGGUGUGGUGGGGUUGGGGAGCUCCGCUCCAGCUACAGGCCAAUUGGGGUGCCGAUAGUUUUGGAAAUAAACUUGAGGAAUUGGCAGCGGAAAUUCUGGUUCCCCUCCCCGCCUCUCCGCGGAGUGAAUUGAGGUGCAAGAUGGAGGGAGCUGGAAGAGAUGCCAACCCUUUGAGCGGCUACCGAAUUGGCAAAACCCUGGGGAUUGGAUCGUUUGGUAAGGUGAAGAUUGCAGAACAUAUAUUGACAGGCCAUAAGGUGGCCAUCAAGAUCCUCAAUCGCCGGAAGAUCAGAAGCAUGGAAAUGGAAGAGAAAGUGAAGAGAGAAAUCAAGAUACUCAGACUAUUUAUGCAUCCUCAUAUCAUACGCCUUUAUGAGGUGAUAGAUACACCUGCUGAUAUUUAUGUUGUUAUGGAGUAUGUUAAAUCUGGAGAGUUGUUUGAUUACAUCGUUGAGAAGGGAAGACUACACGAAGAAGAAGCUCGCCGCUUUUUUCAGCAGAUCAUAUCUGGUGUUGAAUAUUGCCAUAGAAACAUGGUGGUUCACCGUGAUCUAAAGCCAGAGAACCUUCUUUUGGAUUCAAAAUGGAAUGUUAAGAUUGCUGAUUUUGGCUUAAGUAAUGUUAUGCGUGAUGGUCACUUUCUAAAGACUAGUUGUGGUAGCCCAAAUUAUGCAGCGCCUGAGGUCAUAUCUGGUAAACUAUAUGCUGGUCCCGAAGUUGACGUCUGGAGCUGUGGUGUUAUUCUUUAUGCUCUUCUUUGUGGUACUCUUCCAUUUGACGAUGAGAAUAUUCCAAAUCUUUUUAAGAAAAUAAAGGGUGGAAUAUAUACCCUUCCUAGUCACUUGUCACCUUCAGCGAGGGACUUGAUUCCCAGAAUGCUUGUUGUUGAUCCGAUGAAAAGGAUUACCAUCCGUGAAAUCCGUGAACAUGUGUGGUUCAAGAUUCGGCUUCCACGCUAUUUGGCUGUGCCGCCUCCAGACACUGCACAACAAGUUAAAAAGCUUGAUGAGGAAACUCUUAAUGAUGUUAUCAAGAUGGGUUUUGACAAGAAUCUGCUAAUUGAAUCACUGCAAAACAGGUUGCAGAAUGAGGCAACAGUUGCCUAUUAUUUACUCUUGGACAAUAGGCUUCGUACAACCAGUGGUUAUCUUGGAGCUGAGUUUCAAGAAUCUAUGGACUCUUCUUUCUCUCAAGUAAUUGCUGAAACGCCAACUUCAGCAACUGAACUUCGGCAACAUGGGUUUACAGAAUCUCCAGGGUCUGGCUUGAGGCAGCAUUUUGCCGCUGAAAGGAAAUGGGCCCUUGGUCUUCAGUCUCGAGCCCAUCCAAGAGAGAUAAUUACUGAAGUGCUUAAAGCUCUGCAAGAACUGAAUGUUUACUGGAAAAAGAUUGGACACUACAACAUGAAAUGCAGAUGGAGUCCUGGCUGUCUUGAGAGUAUGAUGCAUAACAAUGAUGGCUUUGGUGUGGAGUCUGCUAUAAUUGAUUUUUUUACAGAUGAUCUCAUCCAGAAAUCAACCCCAACAGUGAAGUUUGAGAUUCAGCUUUACAAAACGAGGGAUGAGAAGUACCUUCUCGACUUGCAAAGGGUCAGUGGACCACAGCUCCUCUUUCUGGACCUGUGUUCUGCCUUUCUAACGCAGCUGAGAGUUCUUUGAUCCUGACAUGAUUAUCUCCCAAGCGCAAUCCUUGAUACACCCAGUGGAGUUUCGAUUUAUAUUUGAGAUGUACAUAAUGACCAUAUAUCCUUAAAUAGAUUAUAUUUCUGGAGCAUGUAGACAUUAGAGGGUUUCGUUGUUGGCCUAGACGGUUGUCACCGAAGGUCCUAAACAAGAGAUUACAGGCAAGCCUCAAUCCUCUUCAAUUAGAUGUGAAAAUUUUAGCCCUUUCUUUAGUCCUUGGACAAGCUAUCCCGUUAAGGUGAUUGUACUAGCAUGAUACCCAGACUGAGAAAUAUCUCAUUAAAAUCGAAAUGAAAGUUGGCCCUUUUGACA